Messenger RNA from Ostreobium quekettii, 2910 nucleotides. The record is from the annotation of a GenBank genome assembly. Lineage: Eukaryota; Viridiplantae; Chlorophyta; Ulvophyceae; Bryopsidales; Ostreobiaceae.
AUGCCCGCCUUCCGCCUCUUUGGCCGGCAGUGGUUCAUCUCCAGCGACGACCUGCCGCUGCUGGCGCCAUGGGGCGCGGCCUUCCACGGCAUCUGGGCGGGCGUGCUGCUGUGGGGGGCCUCCGUGGCGCGGCCGGCCGGCUGCGCGGAGGAGGUGGAGAUGAACGUGUGCAUCUACGGAGUACUGCUGAGCUUCGUGCUUACGGUGGUGUCGGAUGUGAUGCUGACGCUGGAGGGGCUGAAGGGUUCAAUCUUUGAGACAGAUCUACGCAAAAAUGUUGUGCCGCUGAUGUACUUCCACGUGGCAAACUUCGUUUUCAAAGUAGUGCUGACAGCAUAUGCCAGCAUCCUUGUCUUUGACGAGGACUCAGACUGCCUGAAAGAUGACCACCACCUGAGGCGUGCGAUGGAAUUCCUUAACAUAUCGACCUGGGUAGCCAUCGGGAUUGUUGCAGCCUUCUCACUCCUUGCCUACAGCAUAUUGCCCACCAAUACUGUGAUAGGUUGGAAGAAGAGGAUAAGGUGCCUCAAUCUGAUGUGCUGCAGUGGGCUCGCUAGAAGUAGUGACAUGGAGCGCAUUGAUGAUGACCCCUUGGCCCGUAUGGCAUGGGUCUUAGCCAGCUUCUUCAACCCCAUGGACUUCAGCCCAUCAGACCUCGUGGUGGCCAUGAUUCUGGCAGCCUACAGGCAGGAGUUCAUGCGGCGGGGGGCUGCGGACCCCCGCCACGUCGCCAAGGGCACCACAUGGCUCAACAUCCGAGAGACGAUGGACCGCCAGCCCGUGGUGCCACUCAUCAGCGUUGAGGGCAUCGGCGAGCAGCCGGACGCGGAGCGGGAGGCGCCCGGCGGCCUCCCCCCGCGGGCCUCCGACGAGGAUGUCCCCGCCUGCGACGACUGGCCGGGCUGCCCGCCGCUGUCCGGCAGGUCCUGGGCGGGCGGGGAGUACCCGCGGCGCAGGGCCUCAAGGCACACCGGACGGUCCGCGCUGUUCCGGCGCCAUUGCUCGGAGUACGAAGAUCAGGGGGUGGAGUUCAGCGGGCGGGCGCCCGUGGGCCUGCGAUCCAGCUGGUCGGAGAGCGAGGUGGGCAACGGUCCGGGAGGACUGCGGCCGUCGCCCAGGCACCCCGGUGGCGAUCCCCCCCCCUGGGCGCAUCUGGCGCUGCUCGGCCAUGCCGUGCGCCAGCGCCUGGGCGCCGCCCAAUUUCCCCGUGACGGCUCCUUCUCCCAGUGCCUCGAGGCUGACGGCAGGUCGCGGUCCUUCAGCGGGCGGGCGCCCAGCGCGGCCACCUCGGGCGGCUCCCACUCCCAGCGCACGCCCAGGGUGGGGGAGCACGAACCAGGGACGCAGUCCGGGCUGCCCGCCUCCGCCUCCCAGACCACCAAGUCGUCGUCCGCAAUCCUGACGCCCCCCCGCCUGCAGACCGUGGCCUCCAGCGCGUCCUUCGGCACGGCCAUCACCUGGGGCACCAGCUUCAGCGGCCCUUUCGUGACGCCCCCGCCGGGCCUGAACCCCGCCUCCGGCCGCGCGCCGGACGCCGUCCCCCUCGACGUCCUGGAGCGAGCCGCUCACUACCACCGAUACUCGGUGGCCGUCUAUGGCGCACUCCUGUACCUGGCGCACAACACACACGCCCGCAAGCCGCUCAACACCGCAUGGCGAUGCUGCGGCCUGUGCCUGCGCGCCGCGCCGCCGAACGGGCUGAGGCAGGGGCUCACCGCCACGCGCAGCUGGCUCUCGUCGCAGGAUUCGUCCCGUUCCUUUGGGCCAGGCGCGAUCCGCAACUCCCGCGUGGGGCUGCGCAAGCGCCUGGACGACCAGGCCCUGCUGCAGUACGGCCUGCAGGACGGCGACGUGCUGUGCCGCAGCCACGCCAACUCGCUGGCGGGCGACCUGCCCUACUUCGUGGCCGUGGACCGGCGCUACCGAGCGCUGGUGGUGUCGAUCCGGGGCACGCUGAGCCUUGCGGACCUGGUGACAGACUUUCUGAUCAAGCCGGAGCCUCUGCAGGCGGGCGAGCUGCAGGAGGUGGGGGAGCUACUGGAGAGCGUGGGGGGCAGCCCGCGGAAGGGGCGGGAGGGUGGGGAGGUGGUCAGCGUGCACAGCGGGAUGCUGCAGUGCGCGAGGGCGCUGGUGGGGGACCUGGAGAAGCAGGGCGUGUUGGAGUGCCUGAGAGCAGAGGACGCGACCGAGCGGGGCAACCAGCACCCCAAUCUUAACCUGGCCGGCUGGGGGCUGGUCAUCACCGGCCACAGCUUGGGCGCUGGCGUGGGCUCCCUGGUGGCCCUCCUGUUGCGACGCCGCUAUCCCAAUGUCACCUGCUGGGCCUUUUCGCCGCCCGGGGGCCUGAUGAGCCCUGUGCUUGCUGAAGCUUUGUCACCAUUGUGCACAUCUUUCGUCUAUGGCAAGGACUUGGUUCCCAGGCUGACGGUGGGGACUUUGGAGCGGCUCAGGGAUCAAAUGGUGCAGGCAGUUGUGCAGUGCCAACGCAGCAAAGCGAGCAUAUUGGUGGGCGGCUUGAUAGGUAAAAAAUGGGAGGAGGAACAACUGUUUGUCCCAGCUGAAGAUGUUCGGCCACAGGCUUUUGUGGCCUUUCAACGAUACAAGGCCAGUGUGGAGAGUGCAGCCGCCCUGGAUGGACUGGACCCAGCAAGAAAAUUCAUCCCCCCUGGGAGGGUCAUUUACCUGCGACCAUCCAAGUCUCAACGGGCGGAUGGCAAAGUGUCCCGCACCUACCAGGCUGUUUGGACGACAGGGCAGGAGCUGGUGAAUGAGGGCAUCCUCAUGUCACCACGGCUCAUGUACAACCACAUCCCAUUCAACUCGUACGACACCCUAUUGGAGAUCCUCCGUACAUUGCGGGAGGAGCAGCUGCAGCUGCACCAGCACGGGCAGGCCGACGACAUGGCAUAG